UCCUUCUCUAUACUUCCGGUCAGUGACACCUCAUUCUAUGUUGUGCUGCUCAGUUGAUAAGUCUACCGUGUUGGUCGUAGUGGACAUUUAAAGACUGCUGUAGUAUCAGCAGACCAGGGACACUUUGGGAGGAUGCGUGGCUGUACAAUAACUAACUGCAUAGGAGUGUUAAAAUGAAGAUAAGGUAGAAAAGGGUGAAAAAUCGAGGGCAGCAAUGUUGAAUAAAAGAAUUCUACAAGAAGAUACCAACAAUCAACUGUGUUAGCUGCAAUAACCUGUGUCUGGUAUUUAUUAGUCUCUGAAGAUAAUAAUCAUAUUUAAGGAGAAAAUUAGUUGUAAUAUGAUUAAUAUUGGUGAGAAGUAGUUUUUCUCACAAAUUGAACAAUUUCAGUUGACACAAACUGUUUCAUGGAGGUAAAAGAGCUGACCAAAGGAUUGUUUCUUUAAGGACAUUGCAAAUUCAAAAUCAACCGAUACACUUGAAGAGAUUUAAUACCUCAGGAGAGUUUUAUUGGAAGAAACAUUUGUUCUAAUGCAAUUGUCUUCAUGGUACAAAAACAGAGAAGCAAUUGUCUGUUAAAGCUGUAUCAUUUCAAUAAUGUUUGAGACUGAAGAGAAACCAUACAGAUGUGAUGUUUGUGGAGAACUGUUUACUAGUAAUGCUAACUUAACUUCUCAUAAACGAACUCACACAGCAGCAAAACCAUUCCAGUGUGACACAUGUGGAAAAGCUUUUUCAACCAGGAGUAGUGUAUCACGACAUCAGGUUAGUCACACUGGAGAAAAACGAUACCGCUGUGAUAUUUGUGGGAAGGCAUUUUCUUAUAACAGUGGAUUAAGAGCUCAUAUACAUAUUCACACUGGAGAAAAACCCUACCAUUGUGAUGUCUGUGGUAAAUCAUUCUCGAGUAGCAGCAUUUUAUCAGAUCAUAGUCAUAUUCAUAUAAAACCAUUUCGAUGUGAUAUCUGUGGGAAAGGCUUCUCACGUAAAAGACUUUUAGUAUUUCAUAAAGAUAAACACGCUGGGAGAACACGAUAUCAUUGUGAAUUCUGUGGAAAAUCAUUUUAUGUAAAGAGUCAGUUAUCUGUUCAUAAAUUUAUUCACAGAGGGACUCAGCCAUAUUCCUGUGAUAUUUGUGGGAAAACUUUUCCAAAAAAGAUAAGAUUGACCUACCAUAAAAUUAUUCACUCAACAGAAAGACCAUAUAAGUGUGAUAUCUGUGGGAAAUGUUUCUCACGAAAGGCUUACAUGAAAUGUCAUAGACUUACACACACAUCUAAGGAAUACCAUUGUGAAAUAUGUGGCAAAGCAUUUUCUCACAGCAGUAACUUGGCAGCUCAUAAACGUCUCCAUACUGGAGAAAAACCAUAUCAUUGUGAUGUGUGUGGGAAAGCAUUUUCUCGAAAUUCUAACUUAUCUCGUCAUAAACGUUCUCACACUGGAGAAAAACCAUACCAGUGCGAAUUUUGUGAGAAAGCAUUUCAUAGAAAAUCCCACUUAGCAGAACACAGACGUAUUCACACUGGAGAAAGGCCAUACCAGUGUCAAAUUUGUGAGAAAACAUUUUAUAGAAAGGAUCACUUAGCAGAUCAUACACGUAUACACACUGGAGAAAAACCUUACCAGUGUGAAAUUUGUGACAAAGCUUUUUCCACCAGCAGUCAUUUAUCAGACCAUAUACGUAUUCACACUGGAGAAAAACCAUACCAGUGUGAAAUUUGUGGUGAAGCAUUUUCUAGGAACAGAAAUUUAUUACGUCAUAAACCUAUUCACACAGAAAAUUCGUGAAAAUGUCUCUUAAAAAAUAAAAUUAAAUGGACUUGCAAGAAAAUCUAUCUUUGAGUUUUAUGAAAUUUUUCUCAAAAUUG
This is a messenger RNA of Octopus bimaculoides (California two-spot octopus), 1869 nucleotides long. RefSeq lists its product as uncharacterized. Gene Ontology annotation, molecular function: DNA-binding transcription factor activity, RNA polymerase II-specific. Lineage: Eukaryota; Metazoa; Mollusca; Cephalopoda; Octopoda; Octopodidae. The record is from RefSeq and is a predicted model, not a curated record. Gene Ontology annotation, biological process: regulation of transcription by RNA polymerase II. Gene Ontology annotation, cellular component: nucleus.